ACCAAAAUGGCGGACGUUAUGAACGAAACUUGUGUUGGUAAACAACUCUCUUUCGAAUAUCCUCUCCCUUUACGCUUGGUUCAAGCCAACAAACGAGAUGAAUUCAUGAGUAUGGUCGACUCUAAUGCUGAUCAGGAAGGCAUAUUGAACUGUGUUCAUUUGAAAUCGGGCGACACUCCAAUUAUUGUCGCUGCGCGCCAUGGCCAUCUGGAUUUGAUGAAAUUCUUGAUUCUUCGCGGUGUGGACAUUGAACAGCGAAAUAAGGACUUGAAACGAGCUUUGCAUGAGGCAGCUGCUAGUAGUCAUCUAGACUGUGUCAAGCUUCUUCUUUCAAAAAACGCAGAGAUUGACUGUCUGAAGAGAGCGGACUGGACACCAUUGAUGAUGUCUUGCACCAAGAUGAACAUUGAUAUCAUCAGAGUAUUAAUCCAAAGUAGAGCCAACUUGAGACUUGCCAAUAAAGAUGGCUGGAACUGCUUUCAUAUUGCUGCCAGGGAAGGGGAUGUAGAAAUUUUGAAUUAUCUUCUUGAUUGUUGUGCUGAUAUUUGGGACAGUUGUAGCAAGAAUGGACGAACACCGCUUCAUACAGCAGCUCUGCAUGGUAGAGUGGAUGCUAUAAAACUCAUGAUUAGCAGAUGUAGUUACAUACCAGAUAGUCCUGACAGUUGUGGCUCAACACCUCUAAUGGAUGCCCUACGAGCAGGACAUGUGCCAGUAGCAGAGACUCUCAUCAAUGAACACAAGGCUUCCAUAACUGCCAAGGAUCAGCUUGGCAGACAAGCUAUUCAUUUGGCUUCCCAAGCCGGCUGUAUCAAGUCACUGAAUUUCCUGAUUACAAAGUAUGCUGUAGAUGUCAAUGUAUUUACUGAAAAAUCAAGAAAGACUCCUUUACAUCUGGCUGCCAAGGAGGGUCACGCACAAACUGUACAGUUUUUGCUAGAUAAAGGAGCAGUUAAAAACGCGCAGGAUAAGAACGGAAGAACAGCUCUCCAUCUCAGCUCAGCGGCCGGCCACGAAGCAUGUGUGGAUAUUCUAUUACGCGUAAAUGAUUUGGAUAGAACCAUAACAGACUGUUCAGGACUUACAGCUGAAGACCUCGCUCUUGAGCCUGCAGUCCGACAAAUGCUCAAAUCUGUGGCAGAAUGAUUGUGGUCCUUAGAAAGAUUUUUCCAGCUGAGUGCUGAAAGCAAUCCAGGAGUGCUUUGGCUUUGCUUCACCGUGCUUUGUGAUUGGUUAAAAAAAUCAUGCCACAUUCUCAACCUAUGAGAUGCAAGACUUUGAGGCGAGAUACAGCUGAACUUUUCGAGAGACAAAGUUAUUACUUUUAGUUGAGGACUGAAAAAUAACAAGACAGCCUCUAAAUUAUUGGAAGGACGGACACGUGCCAUACGCAAAAGUGUUUUUGAAUCACCUUG
Pocillopora damicornis (cauliflower coral) is the source of this 1415-nucleotide messenger RNA. RefSeq names its product ankyrin repeat domain-containing protein 16-like. NCBI's taxonomy places the organism in Eukaryota, Metazoa, Cnidaria, Anthozoa, Scleractinia, Pocilloporidae. Gene Ontology annotation, molecular function: protein binding. The record is from RefSeq and is a predicted model, not a curated record.